AUGGCGACAGACGAGAAUGUCGACACGCUGCUUAGCUUCAUAGACGGCCAGCUCAGUCGCGACGAAGCUCUGCAGCUUCUCAAGAUCAGCGACAACAAUCUUGAAGCCGCGGUAAACAAGUUCUUCGAGACGGGCCCUGCGAAUAUCAACAAGCUCCUGAAGGACGUGGUACCGAGAUGGGACGAGACUGCGUUUGGGGGAGGCCAGAAUGAUGGAGUGCCAACCAGCUUCAACAUAGACUACGGCCCCCACAGCAAUGUCCAGAGCAGAGCACCCACGCGCCCGCCCUCGCGAACGAGCCAGGUCUCUACACACCUUGGCGAUGCGCCCAUGCAGAGUAUAGAGAACACGCAGGAGUCUGGCGUCGUAGGCGGCUCGAAGCCUGCGUUUGGGCCCGCAAACCAGGACUAUUAUCCUGCCGAGACGUGGGCCAUGGUGCCGACGUCGACUGAGGUCAUACCGGAUCCUUCACCGAGCCAACGCAAGCGAGAAGAGGGCCAUCCUGCCAUUCUGAAGCCGUCGCCGAGGUUCAACUAUCUGCCUGCGCUCAUCAGCAUCCUGCACUCGAUACCACUAUUUCGAAAUGCGCUGCUGGCGCCGAACAUCACGCAGAGGAACUACUGGAUGGGCGACGACUGGUGGAAAGGCAGUCCUGCACUGCCUGCCCGUGUCACCGACACGGCCGCCGAGCGCGAAGAGGCACACAGUCUGGAUAUAAUUUACGAGGCACAGCGACUAAUGGCGUUUCUGGACAACUCUGACAGGGCCUAUGCGACAGUAAGCUCGAUGCUGGAACUCGACGCCUGGAAAGAGUCGCGUCCAACUAUGGAAGACGAGGAUGACGAUCUCAUCAAGUUUCUCAUACUCUGGAGUGCCGCCCACGAAGCCCAGGUCCCUGCUGCCCAGCUCAACGGUUUGAUAAGAUCUAUCGUCAAGAUUGGGAAUGAUACCGUGGAAAACUUCGUCCUCGAUGCAUCUGUUGUCAGAGAAGGGACCAAGAAGGACUAUAGCAUCUACGACGUUCUCGAUGAGCAUCUCUUCUCCUCAGCUACGGGAAGCGCACAUCUCUCGGAACCAAGCAAAGUGCUCAUCUUGCGCCUCACGUCUGCGACUACAAAUGCACAAGGCCUGGGCUGCCGCAUUCCCGCCACUCUGUACCCUGAUCGCUAUUUGGAAGCCAACAAACCUGUUAUCGAUGCCAUGUUUGGUGACAUGAAGAAAUACGAGGACGACGUGAAGGAGGUCGAAACUACGAUUCAGAGGCUAAAAUAUCACACACCUAAGAAAGAGAAGGCUAAGAAGGUCGAGACUCUGAAGCUACUCGAAACCAGCAUGAAGGCCUUCAAGCCACAGACCGAGAAUGAGACGCCAGAUCCGAAAGAUGCCAUGGUCCUCUCCCAACUGGAAGCUCUGCACCAAAGCAUCGAGGCCAAACUCGCUGCUCUAGAAGAACAAACCAAGCAAGUUCGCGAGACCCUACACAGCAUAUCCAGCCGCUUCAAGCCCAUCGUCGACGACGGCGCUGAAGCCCUGAUCGACCUGACCGAACCCUCCUACCCCCCAGGCCAAAGUCCCCAAGACGCCAUGCAACACCCCUACCACCUCUGUGGCGUAGCCACGCACUUUGGCGUCAUCUAUCUCCUGCACCCCGAUAACCAAUCGCCCACCCCCGGCGCCCAGCAAUGGUGGCGCAUCCAAUACGACACGGAAACCUCCUCCCCCAGUCUCCGCCGCGACCGCCUCACUCAACAAGAAGUCGUCGAGCGCGCGGCGACCGAAUCCUCCGCUGCCCUUCUCAUCUACGCACACGCCUCUGCUCUAUCCGUCGCGCCCAUUCCGCUGUCCAAACCGCUCGAAGAUUUUGUCAAGAAAGACGCGCUGAACUUCCACGAAGAGUUGCAGACAGAUUGGCAGGAGAUGGACACCGCAGCCAUAGGCGAUUGGGACAAAGAUCCCCCGGACUACGAGUACGAUUGGAAUUCCAUGUCUGCGCAGCAGUGGCAUACGAGUGCGAGGGCGCGGGGGGAUAGUAGUGCCACGCUCACGCCGAAUACGGAACAUGAUGGUGCUGCUGGGGUCAGGGAGAUGGUGGAGGUUAAUGGCGGUAUGGAUGCGAUGAUGGGCGUUGAGUCGAGCAGGAGUAGUAGUACGAUUGAAGGCGAUGCUAUGGAGGUUGAACACGGGACGGCGGUCGUCGCGGAUGAGGGUGCGGGGAGGGAGGGGGACGAGGUGCGGGUGCAGCAUAUUGAGGUUGCGGAGAAGAAGGGCGGGUAA
Parastagonospora nodorum SN15 is the source of this 2274-nucleotide messenger RNA. RefSeq lists its product as hypothetical. The transcript is spliced from 4 exons. Gene Ontology annotation, cellular component: nucleus; cytosol. Gene Ontology annotation, biological process: protein deubiquitination. NCBI's taxonomy places the organism in Eukaryota, Fungi, Ascomycota, Dothideomycetes, Pleosporales, Phaeosphaeriaceae. The record is from RefSeq and is a predicted model, not a curated record. Bases 1 to 2274 code for a protein of 757 amino acids.